Messenger RNA from Ctenocephalides felis (cat flea), 4489 nucleotides. Its product is annotated as neogenin-like. Gene Ontology annotation, molecular function: protein binding. Gene Ontology annotation, cellular component: membrane. Gene Ontology annotation, biological process: cell-cell adhesion. NCBI's taxonomy places the organism in Eukaryota, Metazoa, Arthropoda, Insecta, Siphonaptera, Pulicidae. The record is from RefSeq and is a predicted model, not a curated record.
AUGAGGGAUGAUAUACCUGCGGUACAUACACUUGAGUUUACACAAGAACCUGAGGAUACUAUAGUUCAAAGUGGAAAGCCUGCAAUUCUAAACUGUGCUGCCAAAAAUCCCAGUGCUCCAUCUUGGUAUAGAAUUCGAUGGCGUGGCCCAGAUGGACAAGAUCUUAAUUUUAUUGGAGAGACAUAUAGAUCUCAACUCUCAAAUGGAUCCUUAUAUUUCAACGCAGUUGUAGAUCAUCAGGGCUUAACAGGGAAUUACCAAUGUAUGGCAACAGUGGAACCGAUUGGAACUAUUGUCAGUCAUGCAGCAAAACUUAGUAUUGCCUCCUUUCCAGCUAUUGAGUUACAUCCCAUCGAUCAAUCUGUGCCUGUUGGUCAGACCGCAUUCUUCACUUGCCUUAUUGUACCUGUAGAUAGGAAGAUCAAAUAUACCUAUGUCUGGCUAAAAGAUGAAAGACCAAUCAAGUUGGACAGUGUUCGCAUGACUAUUUUACCUUCAGGUGCUUUAGAAAUUGAUGACAUUGUUCCUUCUGAUAAAGGAUCAUACAGGUGUAAUGUUACUGAUAACAAUCAAUAUAGAUUAAGUCAUAAAGCUAUACUAGAAGUAGAGAGAUAUGAUGAUUCAAUAGCAGCACCGGUAUUCAUUGCCUUGCCUCAAACUCAAAUAGUAAUUGAGGGUGAUAGCACAACUUUUGACUGCGCAGCUAAUGGGAAUCCCAAACCAAGUAUAACUUGGUUAAAAAAUGGAGAGGCUAUUGACCUAAAUGACCUGGAUAGUAGAUUUCGUAUUAUAGGUACUGGUAGUUUACAAUCCAACAUUAGAGAAAGCGAUUCAACAGUAUAUCAAUGUCGGGCACAAAAUAAUGAAGAUUCACUAGAUGCAACUGCCAAUUUAAAUGUUCAGGUUCCACCUAGAUUCACAAUAGUUCCAUCAGAUAAAAUUGCUAUUGAGAAAGAGGACAUAGAACUCGAAUGUGCAAUCUAUGGAAUACCACAACCAAAAGUACAAUGGUUAAAAAAUGGUGAAACUAUAAAACCAAAUGAUUAUAUGCAGAUAGUAAAAGACAACAAUUUAAAAAUUUUGGGAUUGAUGGGCACAGAUGCUGGAAUAUUUCAGUGCAUUGGUACUAAUCCUACAGGGAGUGUUCAAGGAUCAGCUAGACUAAGCAUUUUGGGCCCAAAUUCCAUGAAAUCAUUUCCAUUACAUAAUGCACAUGAUCGAAUUAGACAGAAAAAUACUGAAAAAAUUCCCAAUGCACAUUCCAUAUUAAAUAGUUUAAAAUCUAGCAAUUCAUUAGCAUUGAACACUCGCAAUGUACUGAAUUCUUUAAAAUCAGAUGAUGAUAAAUCGGGAGAUGAAUAUGAUGAUGAUUCAAACAUAGAUAAUUUAUUAUUGAAUAUUCCAAAGAAUAAAAAUGUUACUUUGAGUAAUGAGAAUAGUAGUCUGUUUGGUGAGAUCAUAAACCAUUCCAUUUCCCCAUUUAAUGAUCUGGAUCUAGAUGAAACCCUAAAUCCCUAUCUCACAAAUGAGUCCUUAUCCAAUGUAGAUGGUCAUACAUAUGGAGACAUUAAUCACACUCCAAUCAUAUCUGGAAAUGAAAAUGGUUUGCCUGGACCUCCAAGAGAUUUGGUAGCUUAUAUUGUUAAGACUAGGUUUGUUACUUUAAAAUGGAGUGAGCCAGAAGAAACAAAUGGAAACAUUCUAGGCUAUUCGGUGUAUUAUAGACUACAAGGAAGUCAAAGAGAACGAGUACUUCCAACAAAAUCAAAAGUUGAAGAAAUGGUGGUUGCUCAUUUACAGCCUGCAAAAGUAUAUAUGUUCAGAGUAGUAGCUAACAAUUCAAGAGGGCCUGGUAUCAGUUCACAGAUUUUGGCAGUAACAACUCAAGCAGAAGAAGAUGUUUCUGGUCCACCAGUUUUUGUUAAAGCUGAACCUUUAAGCCCAACUAAAAUUAAAGUGUCCUGGCAACAACCUACUGUAACCAAUGGAGAUAUAUUAAAAUACAAAGUUUAUUAUAUGGAGGCUGACAGUACAGAGGAGUCUUCUCAAGAUUCAGUUGACUUAACUACAGAACUCGUGAAUUUGUUACCAUAUACUACUUACAAUAUAUACGUAGUAGCAGUCAAUAAUCAUGGUAUUGGCACAUCAUCAAGUGAGCUAACAGUUCGAACUUACAGUGAUAUUCCUACUGAACCUCCUUCCAAUGUGACUUUAGAACCUACAAGCACAGUAAGUUCGAUAACUGUGCAUUGGGAACCCCCUCCAGCUUCUGACCAUAAUGGUAUUAUAACAGGUUAUAAAAUUAAGUACAGAAAAUUUAAUAAGAAGAAGAGUGAAACUUCUUCCACUCCUGCCAAUGUAAGAUUUUAUGUAAUAAAUAAUUUAGACAAGAUGACUGGAUAUCAGAUUAAACUAUGUGCUCUUAAUGUAAACGGUUCAGGGCCUUAUACCGAAUGGCAUCAUGUUGAGACAUAUGAAAACGAUUUAGAUGAAUCUAGUGUUCCUGGUGAACCUAGCCCUUUAAAAGUACGACCAUCAUCAGAUUCAAUAACAGUCUCAUGGAAUCCACCCAGAGAUCAAUAUAUAAAAGUUCGCAGUUAUAUUCUAGGCUGGGGUAAUGGUAUUCCGGAUGUUUUCACACAAGUUCUUGAUGACAAUGCUCGAUAUUUUGUUAUAAAAAAUUUAGAACCUAAUUGCGAAUAUGUUAUAAGCUUAAAGGCAAGAAAUGAAGUCGGUGAUGGUCCACCUGUUUACAGCAAUGUUAGAACUAGGGAAGAAGCCCCAUUAGAAACAUCAAGUCCUUUAGUUCCUCCAGUUGGAUUGAAAGCUGUUGUGCUCUCUAGUAAUGCAGUAGUUGUAUAUUGGACAGAUACCACUUUAAGUAAAAGUCAGUAUGUAACAGAUAAAAGGCAUUACACAGUACGCUACACUACUACUGGGAGUCCUAAAUACCGUUACCAUAACUCCACUGAACUGAACUUGAUGAUCGAUGACUUAAGGCCUAAUACUCAAUAUGAGUUCACAGUUAAAGUUGUCAAAGGCAAGAGAGAAAGCCCAUGGAGUAUGGAAGUAUUAAACACAACUCAGCCCCCACCUUCUACACCACCCCGAGAUUUAGCAGUAUUAUUGCCCACAAAAGAUAACAAUUAUGUUACUUUGCAAUGGCAACCACCCCGUGUUUCUAAUGGACCUAUUACAGGAUAUGUAAUUUCCUAUUCUCCUGAUAAUUUACGCAAUGAUAGGGAUUGGUUAGCAGAAGCGGUUGUUGGUGACAAGCAUACUAUUGUAUUAAAACAAUUAACUCCAAAUACAAAGUAUUAUUUCAAAGUUAAAGCUAGGAACGAUAAAGGAUAUGGUCCAUUUUCAUCUCCAAUUACGCACUUUACUGAUCCAAUUGAGGGUGAAUCUACAUUAUCAGGAAACAUAAUUUUAUAUUGCAUUAUUGGAGGUUCUGUAUUUGCAAUUAUUUGCUUAAUUAUUUUCUUGGUUAUAUUCUGUAGAAGAAAUUCAGAUCCUAAUGAAAUGGAACACAAUAAAAGGUACCUAUCAAAAAAUAAUGCUUCUAAUAUAAAACCUCCUGACCUGUGGAUUCAUCAUGAUCAAAUGGAAUUAAAGGCAUUGGAAAAGGGUCAUUCUAAUAAUUCAGGUUGCAAUGACGGUGCUUCCAGUUCCGGUGCUAUGACCUUGCCAAGAUCUGUGGGUCAUGAAUAUGAUCAAUCUCCUUCAUCUCAUCCACAUAUGAGCAAUUCAUUGGAUAAGAGAACUUAUGUUCCUGGUUUUAUGGUUGCUACUACUCCUGUGACUAGCAGCUCCGAGUCUUCAUCAACAAGGCCUACUUAUCCCAGAACUCAAUACAGUAUAUCAAGAGCUCAUGUCACAUUAGAUCAAAACAAUGUGCCUAGUUUAUCUCACACAUCCAAUGUACCACAUAUGACUUCAAUGGGACUUGGUAAUGGAGGCUCUUCACUCACUUCGGGGCAAAACAUAUCUUCUGUAGGAUCACUGCCAAAUUCUAUUGAAACUUGUAAAUCCAAUCUACCUCACAAUAAUUCUGCACAAACACCAGAAAAUCCUUACGUUUAUGAUACAGUAACUUCUAAUUAUAGCCAACCACCAGUAACUUCAUCACCAUAUGCACCAGUAGAACCUAAGAGAGCGCAGGGACAUCCAUUAAAAAGUUUCAGUGUUCCGGCACCACCCACAUCAUCAACUCCAAAUACUCCUAACACCAAGCAUAAUGCUUCCCAAGGUAUUAAUCGACCACAAAAUGCAUCACCAUAUAAAAAACCUUUAAUGAUUAAUAGACUGCAAGCAGGACCAUCAGUUUGUCAUUCAUCAGAUGAAGUUCAACGACUGGCUCCGAGCCACUCAACUGAGGAAUUGCAUCAAGAAAUGGCUAAUUUGGAAGGCUUAAUGAAAGACCUAAAUGCAAUCACAGCCAAUGAAUUUGAGUGUUAAAAUUUUAUUUAUUAUGGUACAGUAUUUUAUG